UGUCAAUGUCAAAUUUAGAAUUGUUUCGUGGUGAGAGGAGACACGGACACGUUCAAAAUAAAUUUUAUUUUAUUUUCUAAAUUGUAUCUAUUUAACUAGUCAAAGAGAAAACGUGCAUUUAAUUGUGUAGUUAUGUUUUAGUAUGAAAAUGGCAAUAUACUUGAGAUGUAUCGUAAUAAUAACGGUGACAUGGCAGGUAGCGGUCGUCUCCUCUCAUGAUCACCUUUUGGAAGGUAUUUACUGUGGGAAAACUAACUGUUAUGAAGUGCUCGGUGUAACCAGAGAAGCAACCAAAAAUGAGAUCGCCAGGAGCUACCGUCAGCUCGCUAAAAAGCAUCAUCCAGACUUGCAUAGAACUCCCGAGUCUAAGAAGGAAGCGGAGGAAAAAUUUAAGGAAAUCGCGACGGCGUACGAGAUUUUGCGUGAUGACGAAGAGAGAGCCGACUACGACUACAUGUUGGACAAUCCUCAGGAGUACUACGCUCAUUACUACAGGUACUACAGACGGCGCAUGGCGCCGAAGGUGGACGUUCGAAUAGUCAUUGCAGUCACAAUAACUAUAAUAUCCGUAAUUCAGUAUUACAGUGCUUGGUCGAAGUAUGAUACUGCUAUAAAAUACUUUAUGACUGUCCCUAAGUAUCGGAAUAAAGCUUUAGAGAUUGCAAAAGCAGAGAUCAAAGAGCAACAAGGAAAGAAGAACAAGAAAAGUAAAGCUGAACAGAAGGAAGAGCAGGAUAGAAUAAUCCGAAGGGUUAUUGAAGAGAACAUGGAUAUAAAGGGAGCUUACGCUAAGCCAGAGAUUGUAGACAUAUUGUGGAUUCAGUUGAUCAUACUGCCAUAUACUAUUGUAGUGUACAUUUAUUGGUAUUUACGGUGGUUCUGGAAGUUCACUCUGCUAAAACAACCAUACGGCGAGGAAGAAAAAAUGUAUUUAAUUAGGAAGUAUAUGAAAUUAGGAAAGCAUCAGUUUGAUGCUUUAGAGGACAAGGAGAAACAAGAGUUCUUGGAAGAGGAAUUGUGGGUAAAAGAGAACUUUAAAGCUUGGAAAGAAGUGAAAGAUGAGGAGGCCAAGAAAGCUUUAGCAGAAAAUAACAAAUACAAACAAUACCGGAGGUAUAUAAAACAGCAUGGUGUUGGUCGAAUGACUUUUGAUGACUCGUGAUAACUUACAGAACAUUCUUAUUUAUUGCAAAUCUUACAACAGUGACAGUUGUUAAGCCUUCUACUCAAAUUGUGUACAUAUUUAUAAUUGUUAUAUUAUGACCAAAAAUAUAUUUUUCUGGUAACAAUUCAUUGUCUAGUUUAUAUGAGCUUGAUUAAUAAAUUAUAUGAAAAAUUAAGUGUUAAUCAUUUCUUAGGAAGAGGCUUAUAAUUUUAGCCUAAAAUAUUAAGUUCAUGUAAUCUAGGCAAAAGGUUAAAACAAUAAAAAAAAGUUUUACACAAUUAGUUACUUUAU
Molecule: messenger RNA, 1456 nt
Organism: Amyelois transitella
Lineage: Eukaryota; Metazoa; Arthropoda; Insecta; Lepidoptera; Pyralidae
Gene: DnaJ-8
Product: dnaJ homolog subfamily C member 25 homolog
Exons: 1
Coding region: 143-1162 (339 amino acids)
Biological process (GO): protein folding
Cellular component (GO): endoplasmic reticulum membrane
Source: RefSeq, a predicted model, not a curated record